GCAGAAGCACGGUUGCACGGGUACGCUUUCGCAUUUUUUUUCCGGAAUAACGUAAUAAUACCGGCUGGUAAUCAUGGGAAUACCAGUGAAAAAUAAUUGAAAAACGAUUAUUUGCGUUUAAUUUAAUGGUCAGUGUAUUGAUUCUGAUCGGCUCCAGUGUUUUGUGUGUGUAUUUAUACGUCAGCGAUUUGGUCGCGAAAACAGAUGUUCUAGUGUCGAAGGAAGCGUAUAAUGUGCAAGAGUUUGUGUGAUAAUUUCAAAUAUGGAAGUGUAUAAAAAAUUGUUUUGGAUGAUACUACAAACUUUUAUUCUGCUGCCUACUAUUGAUAUGAAAGACUCGUACGUGAUAAACAAGAAUAUAGACGUCCCACAAUUUGAACGGCCUAUAGGAAACCACACAUUCUACAUCGGCAGAGAAGCAGUCCUCGACUGUUCAGUCAUAAACUUGGGGAAACACAAGGUGGGAUGGUUAAGGGCGGCUGACCAGACCAUCCUGACAAUGCAAGACCGUUCGAUUCUCGGGUCCCGAUACUCCGUCAACCGGGAUGACCCUACCACCUGGCAGUUGAGGAUCCGCCCUUUGAGAGCUGAAGACAGAGGGUGCUACAUGUGUCAGAUCAACACCCAGCCCAGCAUGAAGUGGCAGAUCGGCUGCAUUGAUGUUUAUGUGCCACCAGACAUCAUAAAUGACGACACAUCAGCGGACGUCUCUGCGCAGGAGUUGGACAACGUGACCCUGGUCUGCAAGGCGAGUGGACACCCCCCGCCGAAGAUCACGUGGAGAAGAGAAGACAAUGAACCUUUGUUGCUGAAAAAGGCCGGAGGAAGGGACUUUUACAAAGUGCACAAUUACGUGGGCAGUUCGCUUACUCUGUGGCGCGUGGACCGAAGGCAGAUGGGCGCGUUUCUAUGUAUAGCGUCCAAUGACGUCCCCCCGACUGUCAGUAAGAGAAUCACCCUUAGUGUCAAUUUUUCACCUACAGUGACAGUGAGAUAUCAGCUGUUAGGUGCACUUUUGGGUACGGACGUGUACCUGGAAUGCACAGUGGAAGCGUAUCCUAAUACUAUCAACUAUUGGCUCAAAAACCGAGGGGAGAUGUUAUUGGAUGGGCCAAAAUACACAAUAAGUGAGGAGAGAUCCACGUACAAUGUUUCCAUGACGCUGGUUGUAAGAGAUUUUAGCAAAAGUGAUAUCGGGACUUACAACUGUGUCAGCACUAAUUCCUUAGGCAAGAGCGAGGGGACCCUUCGCCUGUAUGAAAUUAAAAUGUACUCAAGUGAGGAAUCAGAGGCUGAAAUAAAUGUUGGCGGUCUCACAGAAGGAGCGGUUAAACAGAAGUCUCAAAUUAGUGAUGCAGAAAAUAUUAAUUCUGGGACUUUCCUUGUCAUAUUAUUGUUCAUUGUUCUUAUUGUCUAAAUAAUUACACUCAAGUCAAAAUACUUAACGUGCAGUCUCUAUAUAACCAAUAUGAAAUAUACUAGGAAUGUAUAAAUGUAUCUGUUCAAGCACUUUGAAAUAUGUUACGGGAAAUUUACAGAAACAAAAGCAACUAAAACUUCACUCUCCCUGUACUUAUUUAGAACUGUAUAUUUUCUAUAAAACAAUUACCAUUAAAAUUAUAUACAAUUGUAAUUAAUUGUUCUUAAACUCGUCUGACGAUCGUCACUUUUUUAUUUACGUUCUAUCCGAUAAAUUUUUUUCUGUGGCCAGAAACAAAACAUAAAAAGGUUACUUAUAUUCUAGACAGUAUAUGAAAAUUAACGAUGUGAAUAAAAACAUGUAUUGUGAUAUUUGAUAUCAAUUAUUAACAGCUAAA
This is a messenger RNA of Amyelois transitella, 1817 nucleotides long. RefSeq names its product lachesin. The transcript is spliced from 10 exons. Gene Ontology annotation, cellular component: neuron projection. Bases 263 to 1417 code for a protein of 384 amino acids. The record is from RefSeq and is a predicted model, not a curated record. NCBI's taxonomy places the organism in Eukaryota, Metazoa, Arthropoda, Insecta, Lepidoptera, Pyralidae.